AUGGGGGCAUCUGGCCCUGUGGGAGGUAUCACGGUGACUCUCCUCUGCUGCUGCCUCCUGAGCUCGGCUCUGGUCGAUCCCGAUGAUGUUCUCACAAAAGAAGAACAGAUCUAUCUCCUGGUGGAGGCCAAGGAAAAGUGUCAGAGGGACAUAAAGGCCCAGCUGGAGAAGAUCAAAGACCCCAGCUGCCCUCCAGAGUGGGAUGGGAUCAUCUGCUGGCCAAGGGGCUCCCCCAGCCAGGAGGUGUCAGUGCCUUGCCCCGACUACAUCUACGACUUCAACCACAAAGGUCACGCCUACAGGUACUGCAGUGCCUAUGGGACCUGGGCUGUGGCUCUCAGCAUCAACAAGACCUGGGCCAACUACACAGAGUGUGCCCUGCUCUUCUCCUCCGAGAGCCGGAGCCACCAGAAGGAGGUGUUUGACCGCCUGCACCUCAUGUACACCGUGGGCUACUCCAUCUCCCUGGCCUCCCUCAUCGUCGCUGUCUGCAUCCUCUCCUACUUCAAGCGCCUGCACUGCACACGGAAUUACAUCCACGUGCACCUCUUCACCUCCUUCAUCUGCCGGGCCCUCAGCAUCUUCCUGAAGGACAUGGUGCUCUACUCGGGCACGGCGCCCAGCGACGCCGACAGGAUGCGGGAGGACGACUUCAGGGGUCCCUUGCCAGGACAACGGGGCCACCUGGUUGGCUGCAAGGUGGUGGUGACUCUCUUCCUCUAUUUUCUGGCCACCAACCACUACUGGAUCCUGGUGGAAGGUCUCUACCUGCACAGCCUGAUCUUCAUGGCCUUCCUCUCCAACAAGAACUACCUGUGGGUCCUCAUCAUCAUCGGCUGGGGUCUCCCUGCUGUGUUUGUGUCCAUCUGGGCCAGCGUCAGGGCCUCGCUGGCAGAUACACAGUGCUGGGACCUCAGUGCAGGGAACAUGAAGUGGAUUUAUCAGGUCCCCAUCCUGGCUGCAGUCAUGGUGAACUUCUUCCUCUUCCUCAACAUCGUCCGCGUGUUGGCCUCCAAGCUCUGGGAGACCACCACAGGCAAGCUGGACCCCAGGCAGCAGUACAGGCAACUGCUCAAGUCCACGCUGGUGCUGAUGCCGCUUUUCGGAGUCCACUACGUGGUGUUCAUGGCCAUGCCCUACACCGAGGUCUCCGGGCUCCUGUGGCAGAUCCAGAUGCACUACGAGAUGCUCUUUAACUCCUCCCAGGGUUUCUUUGUGGCUUUUAUCUACUGCUUCUGCAAUGGGGAGGUGCAGGCCGAGAUCAAGAAGGCUCAUUUCCGGAGGCUCCUGGCGCUGCACUUGGGGCAGCAGGCGCGCCCCGGGAGCUGCUGCUGCGCCGGGCGGGGCUCCCAGGCCCCCCAAAGCUGCAGCACGAGCCUGGCGGGGCGCGGAGCGGGGGGCACCCGGGGCAUGCUGCUCCCGGCCCGGCCCCACCUGCCCGGCUACAUCCCCGGCUCCGGAGCCUCGGACCAGCUCCUGCCCUGCCCCGAGCAGCAGCUGAGCCAGAAAGGCCCGGGGGAAAACACGGUGGAUUUGACAGAGCUGACUCAGUGUCACCCCAAGCCCAACAAGGAGCUGGAGACGAUGCUGUGA
Messenger RNA from Motacilla alba alba, 1593 nucleotides. RefSeq names its product parathyroid hormone/parathyroid hormone-related peptide receptor-like. The coding region runs from base 1 to 1593 and encodes 530 amino acids. NCBI's taxonomy places the organism in Eukaryota, Metazoa, Chordata, Aves, Passeriformes, Motacillidae. Gene Ontology annotation, biological process: cell surface receptor signaling pathway; adenylate cyclase-modulating G protein-coupled receptor signaling pathway. The record is from RefSeq and is a predicted model, not a curated record. The transcript is spliced from 13 exons. Gene Ontology annotation, molecular function: G protein-coupled peptide receptor activity; peptide hormone binding; parathyroid hormone receptor activity. Gene Ontology annotation, cellular component: plasma membrane.